This is a messenger RNA of Plasmodium adleri (nom. inval.), 942 nucleotides long. Its product is annotated as palmitoyltransferase, putative. Gene Ontology annotation, cellular component: Golgi apparatus; endoplasmic reticulum. The coding region runs from base 1 to 942 and encodes 313 amino acids. Gene Ontology annotation, molecular function: protein-cysteine S-palmitoyltransferase activity. Lineage: Eukaryota; Apicomplexa; Aconoidasida; Haemosporida; Plasmodiidae. The transcript has 12 exons. Gene Ontology annotation, biological process: peptidyl-L-cysteine S-palmitoylation; protein targeting to membrane. The record is from RefSeq and is a predicted model, not a curated record.
AUGGUUCAAAUACAUGAUGCAAAAUCUCCUUUCCUGUUACCCUUAUAUAAAGUGUACGAAAGUAACAACAUUUUUUUUUGUAAAGGAAAUAUUAUAACAGGGCCUAAUAUAUUUUUCCUUCUCUUUACAUAUAUAAUUAUAAUUAUUUCGGUUUUGCCUAUAUAUAUAAUAACAUAUUUCCAAAUAGAUAGUUCCUUUUGUUUAACCGUUGCUCUUGUUUCCCUGACAAUUUUCUUUAUAUUAGUUUUAUUUUUUUUAACAACCACAGCAUUUUGUGACCCUGGAAUAAUACCUAAAAGGAAUUAUGUUGAUUUAUCAUUGCCAAAAGGACGAACUGCAUUUACUACUGCAAAAAUAAAUGGAACAAUUAUAAAACAGUAUUGGUGUGUUAACUGUAAUCAUUUUAAAGAACCUAGAAGUAAACAUUGUUAUACAUGUAAUAACUGCGUCUCGAAAUUUGAUCAUCACUGUGUAUGGAUUGGUAAUUGUGUAGGAAAUCGAAAUUAUAGACGAUUCUUUUUUUUCAUUUUAAAUUUAUCGAUCCUUUCAACAAUAAUAUGUUUUAUAUUCGUUGGACUUUUUAUCCAAUUGUGUAUUAAGGAAAAUGGAAGCUUGUCAUUUCAGCCAAUUUUAUAUACAAUAGGAGAAUAUCCACACAUAACCUUGUAUAUUAUUUAUACCUUUCCAUCCUCCCUUUUGUUAAUUAAUUUAUUUGUGUAUCAUUUACAAAUGGUACUACAAAAUAAGACAACCUAUGAAGAUAUCCAGGGCUUAUAUUCGGGAGAUAACCCAUUUGAUGAAGGGAAAUUUAUAAAUUUGAAAAAGUUUUUAUUUACACCCGUGGAUAAAAUCAAAGUCGAAUGGAAAGAAAUUGUAAAGAACAUAACUCUUUUAGUAAUAUUAAUUUGUCAAAAAUAUAUUAUCAUUUUCAAAACGUUUUAA